UUUCCCCUUUGCUCGAUGCAUCAUUCCCCUUAUUCGUCGUGUGUCAUCAAGCGUGCUUGCUUCGCCUGCUGCGGUUCUGCGUGAUGCUUCCAUCAUGCGAAGUAGAAGAAGAAAUAAAUAAACAAUAAUAAAAGCAAUUAAGGCUCCAACAUUAUUCGCACUUUUCGGCCGGAAAUCGACGCAAAACCGGACCAAUUCGCACCGGAACCGUACCCACCGGUGACGCGGAAGUGUUUGCGACUGUUGGUUUGAGGGGGAAAAGGUGGAUUUUGGACGUUUUUUUGGCGAAAAGAUAGUUCCAGAACAGCGAAUCCCUUUCCUCGUCGUACCUCACACCAUCCAGCCCAUGACGGAGGGGACAUCAACAAAGGAAAGGAUAAUGGAUUCUGCUCUUACUGCUGCUGCUGCUUAAUUACGAGAUGAUAAUGGAUGACUGAUUUUGGAUCUUCAAAUUGGAGAGCGCGAGCGUGGUGAAAUCUAGCCGAGCUGAUGAUGCGACUCAAGGCAGGCAUUAAGGUUUCGGCGAUUCUGGAGCAGGGGACGAAGCGGAGUCGCCGGACCGACAAGGCAGCGGAAUGUCCCAAGAAGAAAAAGUUGGACCUCUGGAAAAAGGUCGCCGCCAUUCUCAACAAGCCGGAAUCGAAGCGUUCCCUGGAGGAUGAGCGCGUGCUGGGCAGUCACAAAACGCUGGUGAAGCAGGUGCUGGAGCGGCGGAAGCGUCGCGUCGAGUACAAGCAGCGCAUGCUGGAAACGGAGGACGAUCCGGACGAGUUGGAGGCGAAAGCGCUCCGGCUGGCGCAGGCCAUCGCUAGGUCGAACCAUUUGGUGGUUUACACGGGUGCGGGGAUCAGUACGUCGGCGAAGAUUCCGGAUUAUCGGGGGAGUCAGGGCAUUUGGACGUUGUUGGCGCAGGGCAAGGACAUUGGGGAGUACGAUCUUUCGCUGGCGGAUCCUACGUACACGCAUAUGGCGCUGUUUGAGCUACACCGGAGGGGCAUUUUGAAACACGUGGUUUCGCAGAAUUGUGAUGGAUUGCAUUUGCGGUCGGGACUGCCGAGGAGGUCGCUGUCGGAGGUUCACGGGAAUAUGUACGUGGAGGUUUGUAAGAGCUGCAAGCCCAACGUGGAGUACUGGAGGUUGUUUGAUACUACGCAGCUGACAAAGUUGUACAACCACAAUACGAAUCGACGGUGUAGGAAGUGUGGUAAUCCGCUGGUGGACACGAUUGUACACUUUGGAGAGCGUGGACAGCUCAAGUGGCCCCUGAACUGGGCAGGGGUCACUCCUCAUACGCAAAAGACUGACGCCAUUCUAUGUCUAGGCUCGAGCCUGAAGGUACUCCGGAAGUACACCUGGCUGUGGGCCAUGGACAGGCCAAUCAAGAAACGUCCAAAACUGUUCAUCAUCAACCUCCAGUGGACGCCCAAGGAUAACGUGUCGAGUAUCAAACUCAACGGGAAGUGCGAUGAAGUGAUGCGCCUGGUCAUGAAACACCUGAACAUCGAAGUUCCCGAGUACCAUCGGCUCAAGGAUCCAAUAUUUGCUCACGCAACCUUGCUACUGCCAGAGGAGCAGCACACGGCCUCCCAACCGAUGCUGAUCAAGGCUACCAAAGAGGAACCUGGCGAGGGUUGCUCCUCGAACGGCGUCGACGUCAAAACAGAACCCGACGUCAAGAAAGAACCCACCCUCCAAUCGCCACCUCCUCCACCCCUCCCAUUCAUGCUCAGCCCGCAGCAACUCCUCAUCAACAACCUGCUCAUGCAGCAGCAGAUCAACAACUACAGCAUCGUAAUGGCGGCCGCCGCCGCCGCCCAACUCCAGGUCAAAACCGAACCCGUCUCCAACCCCACCUCACCAACCGCUACAAAACUUCCGGUCCCCCCACUCGUCCCGUGCUCACCACCACCGCAACCUGCUGCAAACGGCCCGAACGUCAUCAAGAUCGACACCGCGUCCAGCUUGUUUGGCAACCUGCGCCAGAUGAUCAACACGGAAGACACCAACACCAAUUCGUCGGAAGUGACCUCCCCGCCGACGUCCCCCAACAAGAUCCACAUCAUGGUGAAGCCGGUUCUGCCGACGGUCGUGCCGCGGUUGGUGCCGAUAUCUCCGGAACAGGUGAAGGCUUCCAAGGAAGAAGAGGAAUCGCCGCUUGACGAAAAGGUUCCCGAGGGUCCGUCACUGCUGUUCGAGGAUCCCGUGAAGGUUAGUGAGAGCCUGCCGGAGUGUAUUCUACAGGAAGACUCGAUCGAAUCGGAGUCGCGAAGUGUUGCGACUGAGGACGAAACUUCUGAGGAGAGUUUGGAUGCUCGGGAGGACAAACCUGCUGACAAGCAAGUUGGUGAAGAGUUGGUAGAGCAGAAGGUUGAGGAGAAUCGCGAAGAUGAUCCUCCCAAAAGCGACGUCGAGCUUGAGAACGUCUCGAAAGAAGCUGAUAUUGCAAGUUCAGAUCAACAAGACUUAAGUAAAGAUUCAAACAUUACAUCGGAUGAACCUUGUAGUGAACCUCCCGUGGAGAAGAAAGACUGUCCGGUAGAUCUCAAGGCGCCACCUCCAAACACGGUGAAGGUGGUCCUUAGUCACAGCCCGAUCUUCAACCUGUACGAAAGCCCGCCCAAGUUCGUCGACGGAUGCCCGCCGGCCCUGGCCUUGAUCAGUAGUCCGAUCAAGUAUCAACUUCCGCUGCCGGCAGCCGGAACCAAUCCCGGACAACCCCUUCUCCUGGGGAUUCCCAAGGUGCUCGGUGACAGCAACAGCAAGACCGUCCCGGACCGGAAGCUCCUCUCCGCUAGUCGAAUCAUCCUCGGAGGUCAACAACCCAUCCAGCAACCUCGGCUCGUCCCGCCGAUAAAGGUUUCCGACAGCUUGAAGAGCUUCAGGCUGCAGAAGCCAACCAAACCUGCCGUAACUUCUCCUCCGGUGUCUCCACUUCAAAUUCCAACUCCGGUAACCUCACCGCGAACCAACCAAACCCCAAACGGAGUCCCGCCGCGGACUCCACUCCUCGUCAAUGGUUCCGUCGUCCCGCCGGGACAGCUCAUGAUCAACGGCAUGCCGGCGAUCAUCACGACCAACCUCGGGUCCAACGUCCCCAAAGCCAUCCCCGUUAACCCGGCUCAGCGAUUCCCAAUCGCCUACGUCCUGAACGGCGGCCUCCCAAACCAAACCGGGAACAUCGUCCUGCUAACGUCCCCUCCCAAACCGGUUGGAGCCGCUCCAAACGUCAAGGUGCUACCCGAAAACGCCCUGCCAACGGCUGCGAAACAGCCAGCUCAAAGCGACCCCGAAGAGCUCUCCUCAUCAGAGCCGGAGGACGAAUCGUGGACUCCGCGCAAGUCAACCCGACGAUCGAAACCACUCCAGGAGUCCGACAAGGCGGACGAAAACCGUCCGUCGGAGGAAACACCCCAGAAGCCCGAACAACCACCCCCCGACGAACCAACGCCCGAAAAUACCCCCGAGGAACCGUCCCCUGGACGGACGCGAAGCUUCCGGAUCCGCAAGAAAACCGACUUCCUCAACAUCAAGCAUCCGGAGAAGAAGAAGUCGAAAAAAGAUCCAGCCAAAGAAGAUCCGCCUAGUGCGGCACCAGUGGCGCCAGAACCCAAAUCCGAAUCACCCCGGGAACCGGUGACUCCUGCGAAGACGAUGCCAACCGUGUCUCCGAUGCUGCAGACCAUCGUGAUGUCGCCGGCCGCCCACCAGCUGCUGAGGACGCCGCCAACGGGCACGGUCAACGGGUCACCGACCAGUACGCUGCCGGUGAGGAGCAUUCUGACGUUUUCGCCCCCCGGCGUAGGUGGAGCAGGGGGAGCAGGAGGAUUCUUUGGGCCGUUUGUGACGCCGGUGCAGAACUUGGGAGCGGCCACCUCCGCCCAGGACAAGGUCAAGCGCAUCCUCAACUACUGCAAGGUCAUCCAGGCGGUCGGCGGUUCGGCCAACGCCGCCUCCCUGCUUCCCCAAUGGUACGACGUGAACUACGCGUACUCGGGCCUGCACAGCAUCAUCCAUCCACCACCGCCAAACGUGAACCUGUGGGGCGCCGGAGGAUCCCCGUUCAAGCACCAUCAGCACCAGCAGCCAGAACCAGCCAAUGUCGAGUGCAAGUUCUGUUACGAAAAUUACCGCCUCGUCGAGUGCCAGUUCUAUCUGCCCCAGCCGGCCACGUUUGCCGUCACGUCGAAUCGACGAGGCAAGGUGGUCGUGUGCGAGUGCUGUGACUUUUCCGACGAGGAACCUGACGAGGAGGACGUUCCCGCUGCUAAGGAGGAGAAACCCUCGGAGGAGGAGUUGAAGAUCAAGGAGGAACUGCCGUCGACUUCGGCUUUGCAGGAAGAGAUUAAAUCGGAACGGGAGUCCGAGGAGGACGAUCUUCGACCGUCGCCGGUUGAGAAGCGUGAGGUCGACGAGGUCAGCAGCAGCAGCGAUGACGUCCAGAAGCGACUCCGAAGCGGGGAAGCGGGGAAGGAGUCUCCCUGUGAUGGCAAGGCCAGCAAAGAGAAUGCCGCCGGGAAGGCGUCCGGUAAAUCGUCGUCCAGCAGCAGCAGCAAAAAGUCUCGCGUCAAGCCCGGUUGGUACGGCAAAGGGUACGGUAAGAAGCGUAAGAAGAAGGGACGAUUUGGUUAAGCUAUUUCCUACCUGUUGCAUUUGAUUUUUCGCUGUGUGUGAUUUCCUACUUUAAGUAUUGCCGAGUUUAUCGAACAAACUUGAACCUGUGUCGUCGUCCCUUCUUGCGUGUUUUCUGUAUUUUGUAUUUCUCAGAUGUCCUUGACGAAAGGACGAAUCGAUUAGUUAUUUUUAAGCUUUGCGUGACUACUCCUAAUUCUCUGUACAACUUUUACCACCCCAAAGUUCAUUGCUUUUAAACCAACGUACGUAGAAUUCCAUAAAUUAUUUUCAAAGAAAAGUCAAACUUUUUGUAUAAAAAAAACCUUUGCCUCACGUUGUGGUUUUGAAAAUUAACGAUUAAGAGAAUAAAAAUCUCUCGAAAAGAAAACUCCCUUUUCUAAGCAAAGAAGAGAUCUCACGAACGAAAAUUACACCAUUUAUAAAGAAAAGCAGCUCAAAGAAUCGGAAAGAGAGGGCUUUGACCUUCUCGAUGAAACGAAAGUUGCUGAAAUAAUGAUGUUAAGAGUCGAAAUUAGUUGUGGGUUAGCAUUUUCAAACAAGAGUCAUACCCUCCGCGCUUCAAUAUAACGGAAUUUCGAAAGAAAGGGGAGAACAAUCGAACAUGUUGCAGUGUUGUGUACAUUUGAGACUAAUUGAUAAGAGAGAUAGAGUAAAUAAGGUAGAGUUUAAAAAAUUAAGAAUUGUAUUUCCGGUGCUGGAAGUGUUACUGCCGGCGGGGAGGAAUAAAUUGAAAAACCGAAGAAACGUAUAAAGUGAAAA
Molecule: messenger RNA, 5391 nt
Organism: Culex quinquefasciatus (southern house mosquito)
Lineage: Eukaryota; Metazoa; Arthropoda; Insecta; Diptera; Culicidae
Product: probable ATP-dependent RNA helicase DDX55 homolog
Exons: 3
Coding region: 490-4629 (1379 amino acids)
Cellular component (GO): nucleolus
Molecular function (GO): ATP binding; NAD+ binding; RNA helicase activity
Source: RefSeq, a predicted model, not a curated record